Molecule: messenger RNA, 7860 nt
Organism: Bactrocera dorsalis (oriental fruit fly)
Lineage: Eukaryota; Metazoa; Arthropoda; Insecta; Diptera; Tephritidae
Exons: 8
Coding region: 1573-3810 (745 amino acids)
Source: RefSeq, a predicted model, not a curated record
GUGGAGCCGAUGCUGGGCAGCAGCUUCAGUUGCUUUGAUGUUGUCAAAACGUAAGGACAAUUUGUGAAGUGAUAGAACGGGUGUACACGAAUGCUUUACGCUGAUUUUGUGUCGAUACUAGUGUGCCAAUUGCUGAUAAUGAUGACGCAGUGGCGUUCGAGUUGUGAUAUUCGUUCGGUAAAUAAGUAUAAAUAUUGAAAUAAGACGCAGUUUUUAUAUAAAUAAAUUAAAUGUAUGUAUGUAAGUAUGUGUCAUAAAAAGCUGAUGAUGUUCAAUUAAAACAAACACUCGUGUUAGCUAAUCAACAACAUUCGUGAAAGUCAUACGGUUAAGUGUGUUCAUGUUUGUGCACGUUUUGUUAUGCAAAUUAAUUGACUGGUUCAACAAAAAAGUGUUGUAACAAAAUAAAAGUACCAAAUUAAAGUUCGUUCAUUCGAGUGAAAACAGUCAGCAAAAGUUUCAGUAAAUAUUUCGUAAAUGUCGGACAUAAAUCAAGCAAAUCCAAAACCAACACGAGCGCAAUUUGCGAACUUCAAAUGUUUGUUUCAUUGUUGAGGGUGUUUACCAAAAACACAAAAACACAAAAACAGUGACCUGAAGCGUUUGCCGUGAUUUCGACAGCAUUUCAACAGAAUUUUCGUGCUGCUGUAGUUUCGGGUGUUCAAAUGCUAACAUUUCUAACUUAUUACUACGCUUUGUGUUUAUGCAGCAGCGCAGCAGGUCGUGUAUGUGUGAAAUUGCAAUAAUUCAUAAAUGCAACCGGGAAUUGAGUUCGGCAAAUUUUCAACUCAACGCUAGCUGGACUGAACUGAAAUGAACUAUACGAACUGCAGCGUUUUCCUCCUAAUGCACAGUGGCCGGUUGCCUCAGUGCUCAAGUAACGUUGUCGGCAAAUCGAAUUAAACGCAAAAAAUCAAAAGCAACAAACUUACCCGUUAGCAGUAGUAGUUACACUACAAAUCAUAAAGUGUACGAGUGUAUUCAGUAUUUCAAGUUUGAAAUUUCAUUACGAAUGCUGCACCAUUGCGCCCGCUGCCAGUGCAUGGGCAUGAUGUUGCAAGUGCAAACAAUUUCAAAUUAUAUGUGGUAGUGUGCAAAGUAAAGUCAAAUCCAAAACAUAAAUUACGAAACAAGAGAAAAUUGUGUGUAGUGAAAAUUUCGAAAUUUAAAACAAUUUUUAUUGCGCAAAUAUACAAACAAAAAUUACACUUUUUGUCACAGUUGCAACAACUUCAAAACCGCAGUCGAGCAGCGAAAACCAAACACAACAAGCAUUGCUGCAGCUAAACAUAAAAAUGUAUGAUUUGUUAUCCCAAAGAGCAUUCAUGUAACAUGUUCAGAUUUUAGACUGUAAAACCGCAAGUGAAGAAUCAAAACAAAAAACUCCGCCCACGAAAGCCCAUUUUCAACAGCUGUUAGCAUCGAUAAUGCCGAAGGCCGCCAAUAGAGCAGCUAUGUGUGAAUAAUGCUUGCCAACAAAUUGUCUAUAAAAUCCUAUAUAUAAACGAGCAGAACACAUAAGUAUAGGUACGAGUACAUUCCAGGCCACUGAAGGGCAGUUAGAAUAUCAAAAUGCCAGCGAGGCUACUAACAACAGAAACUCAUAAAGCACAGCACAGUUUUGCAACGCACAAACCUCUAAAUUGGCAUAAAGACAGAGCAAGUGGCAUGCUGACAUAUUGUGCGAGCAAAGCAUCUGCUAUUUAUGCGGGUGAAACAUGGUUAAGAUGGUGUUUGGUACUCACGUGUCUACUGAUAGUCCCAGAUUUCAUUGCUGGACUCAAGGAUGUUUCGGUUACAAUACCACAAGCGGUGAAACGUGGCAGCAAUGCACUGCUCAUAUGCAAUUACGAUAUGGAAAAUGAUACUUUAUACUCCAUAAAAUGGUAUAAGGGGCGGCGAGAGUUUUAUCGCUAUACACCAAAGGAAAAUCCGGCAAUGAAAGUUUUCCCCAUGGCCGCUGGACUAAAUGUUGAGCGUAAUCUCUCCAAUCAAAGUCAUGUCGUGCUGCUGGCGGUGCCGCUCAACAUAUCCGGCAAGUUUACAUGCGAGAUUUCCGUGGAGGCGCCAACCUUUCAGACCGCCAUGGUCUCCUCUGAACUGGAAGUUGUGGAAUUACCGGAGGAGCAGGCUAUUGUUAUGGGCAUCCAGCCACGUUAUCGUAUCGGCGAUUUGGUUGAUGGCAAUUGCUCAAUUAAGUACUCGAAGCCGGCUGCUAAUUUGACAUGGACUAUUAAUGGUGGUCCGGUGCCGCUGCAUUCUAUAAAAAGUUAUCAAAUUGAACGUUUUGAAGAGAGCAAUUUGGAGUCGGUGGUGUGCGCGCUGAAAUUCAUGGUGACCACAAGUCAUUUCGUUAAAGGACAAAUGAGGCUCAAGUGUACGGCCAGCAUAUUUGAUAUAUUCAAAGAGGAAAUCGAAAGUGUCAUCGAAGAGGAUCGACCGCGCAUUAUGGCCUCCGGCCGUUCAUACGACAUGCAUAAUAAUUAUCCAUACGAACAGCAUGGCAGCGGUGAUGGCUUCGAGGAUCAUAACGAAUCCUUUUUAACAUAUUCAGCCGCCGACAUCACGUCUUCGGCAACAACCGUACACGGCACGAUAGCGAGCAUCUACGCGAAAGCGCUAAAAGUGCAUUGGAAGCGCCUUUGGACCGCUCUGAUGGCGGCAGCGGCAGCAAUUCGGGCAACCAGCAGGCUGCGAAGCGUACCGGCAGUGGACCUGGAGCUGGCGCACCGAUAUGUCAAAAGGAUAAGUGAAGCAAGCGAUGAUGAUGAGAAAGAAAAUGCACCAACAGCGGCAGUGAAGAACUUCGCGCGGUUGCCAGCUACCACCACCGACACCGAGUGUGUUGCUUAUAUUUUUAUUGCCAUUUGCACGAGCGUCUUUCUAUGCGCACUGACACGCCAUUUUAUAAGCUGUCAAAGGAACCAAAGGAAACCCAGCGAAGUGAGUGGCGCAGUGACGACACCACGAACUACCGCCUCGACGGUAGCGGCACCAGUGGCAGAUUUCACUGCCACGGUGUUGCCAUCAAAGGUAAUAAUAACGACAACAACAACAACGACAGCAGCAAGGCGCGUUGUAAAUGAUGGGGCAGCUUCAAUCUUGGCAGUCAAACGGACAUUGAAAGGACGAAAAUCCUUUCAUAAUUGCGUUGGAAAAAAUUUGAAAUCAUUGAGUGUACGAUUGGCAGGAUUGCCGCGGGCGCUGUGCCCGAUGUUUAUGCAGUGGGCGAAAGUAGCGGCGAAUCCAUUACAAAAAUUGGCAAAUCAACAACAGCUUCAGCAGCAGCAACGGCAGCAACAGAAAAGCACGUCAAUAUUGCGCAACCAAGCGCGCAAACAGCGCCACGCAACUCAACAGCUGUCGGUGACAGUUGCCGGUAGGAGCCCAUCAACUCCAUUACCAGCAACUGUGGCUGCAUUGACAUUUGACACGCCGGGUGUUAGCGCUGCCAUGCACGCUGCAAUUGCCGGCUGCAACAACCCUGGCAGCAGUCUCUGCAGCGGGGGCGACGGCGGCAGCAAUCAAGCAAUUGGCAAUUUCACUAAGGACACGUCAAAGGAUCAAACAUUAUUGAUGAUGAUUGCACAACGUUUCGAUUGUCAACAUGUUGACGAUUUGGUUACACUCUCUCUGUCGCACAACGCGCUCAGUAAGAGGCAGGAGCGGCAGCAACAACAACAACAACAGCAACAGCCACUGCUGUUGGGUGCCAUAAAAGACGGCAAGGUGCUGUCGAAAUCCAAGGUGUUGCUGGCUAAUUGGCAAGAAAGCGGCGUGACACCUCGUCCUUGCUGCGGCCACUGCUGAUGUCCGCCGACCCAAGGCAAUUGAGUGCACCACAUAGCUUAAACAGAAAUUAUAAUUACAUACCAUAAAUAGCUUAAUACCAAUAAAUAUACCAAAUAUGAAUUAAUAAUACUCCCGGAAGCGCCGUGUUAUCUCCAAAGCAAAGGCGUCAUUGCCAAACCAAAAAACAUAGAAAAUAUGUUAUAUUAGUUUAGAGCUGUCUAGCGUUAAGGAAAUGUUGAUGUUGCUUUUUAAAAUGCCAGAAGUAGUAGAAGAAAGAGUAAAUAUGUGUAAAUAAAGGAGCGAGUUGCGCGAAAGAAAUGAUAAAUUUGAAGCAAGUUGUGAAAAUGUGAACAUAUUGUAAUGGCUUAGAGUAAUGCCAAAAAUAGCACUUCAUUUAGUAAUAAGUAAUAAGUUUAGAAAGCGUAUGAAAUGUAUACCAAAAAGAUACGAAUUAUCAGCAAAAGCGAUGAAAUGCGAAAAUCAUAAAAUUAUGUUGCGCAUAAAAAUAAGCGCGUGGAGUAGCCAGUCAUUGCAACAGCACAGUUUGCCUUUUUUAAUAACGUCAGCUGACUCUAUGCUUACACACCAUUCGUUAAUUGAAGUGUCUUCAAGACAAAAUAAUGCUGCUGUUUAACAAAUAGUCGAAAAUUACUGACUCUAAAGUCGAUAAAAGAAGUAAGCGACUGUGCUAUUGCGUUGCUGGCGCUUAGAAAAAUAGUAAAUACCGUUGUAAAUGUUGUAUUCAAUACAUUUAAUAUUAUAUUAGCUGCUAAGUAUGUUAAAAGACAACAAAUUCGACAAAAGACGACUGAGCGGUCUUAAAACAAACAAAUCACUCAAUUUGCGUUGCUUUAUGUUUAAGUUAUUUAAUUUGAAUGUGUUUUCGUUAAACGAAAUAUGAUUUCAAAAACAGCUUCUGUACAUUUACAUUAUUACUAUGAUUAUAUUAUUACUAUUUUGUAUUUAUAUCAUUACUAUAUUAUACAUAUAUUUUCAAUUAUUGUAAAAGUUUUCACUUGCUUGUAAUUUAUAAGAAUUUUUAUUGCAAAUUCAUUUUUAAUAUAUGAACAUUUCAAAUAAAUUCGGCAACUGUGUUCUUAUUUAUGAUUUCAAUUAUUUUUAACAUAACCAUAUUUCUAACAUAAAACUUUCACGCAACUGUUAAACAACAUACGAAAUGGCUGCAAAAUGUGCUGCAACAUUUUCUGUAAACAUUUUGUCAGCCACACGCUGUUUAACAUGCUCGCCUGUUAAAAAAACCAGAAGCCGAGAAACGAAUUCGGUACGUCGCAUAUGCGUGCAGCAAGGUGGUAAAAUUUGGUAAAUGCACCAAGCACCCAUAAACGGCAGCAAGCAGCCGCCCAGCUGCAGACGGAAAUGCACUUUUGUUUUCCGACGCCUAAAAGUAUGCUGCAAAAUAUGGCUUCCGCCCAAAUAAGUGCAGCGGAUGUUCAAAAAUCUACUACUUUAGUUACGCCACAACCCAUUUAGCAAAGUUUCAUAUUUACCGGUUGCUGACCGUGCUGUAAAACACAGUACAGGGUGCAUCAAUGCUUGAAGAAAUGAAAACAAUACAUUUGGUGAACUUUAUUUUAUUUUUUAUUUUAUUUAAGUGAUUAUUUUUUAUAAUAUUUUUUUACAAUAUUUUCGUUAUAUUUUUACUACAUUUUUUUUAAGUUUUUUUGCAUAUAUUUUAAAUUUCUGCCAUAUAGGAAAAAUAAUCAAAAAUAAAUUUGUUUAACUACUUAAGGUAUAUUUAAAAACCUUUUUACAUAGUAAUAUAAAGAAAAUAUGCAAAUGUGCACAAGCGAGCUUCGUCUUGUUUGCAUUUCGCUUUUAGAAAUAUAAGUAAACAAAUUGUAUAUAAAAAAGUUAUUGCGUAAAUUUAUAGCAUAUUCGAUGAUAAUAUAACGGGCAAGUAGCUGAAAUUGUAAAUAUGCAAAGUGAAAUCACUGAAGUUGUGAAAAUUAUUAUCUAAACCAAAAUACUCAAAGAGUUGUAGGUGCCACUGUUACAUUGCGAUGUUAAUCAGAAAACGGUGGUUGUCGUUAGAUGGAUAAAUUUAGAAACUAAAUUUUAGUUUAGCUUAGGUAUAAAAUACGCUCAUUUGUAUAUGUAUGUGUAACUAACAGUAAGCAGUAGCAAACAUUAAUUCAAGGAACUUCACGCCUCAGUCACUGAACGAAAUUGACAGUGUUGUUGUUUUUGUAGUGUUUUUCGUUGGUAGUUGCUUUUCGUUUGUACCCACUUUUGGCCUGGAUUAAAAAUUUAUAGUAAUUCACGACACUUCUUUUGAAAUUACAAGAUCCAACGGUAGAUAGUUCCUUCAAUUGGAGUACAUAAAUUAAUAUACAGACACACAUAGGCAUAUAUGUAAAUUUUAAUAUGGCAAAUAUGAAAAAUAUAAAAAAUAAAGAAAAUAAAUACCUAUUAAAAAAUUAAAAAAAAUAUGAAAAGCAAAAAUAUAAAAAAUAUAUAAAUACUUAAAUAUAAAAACCAUAAAUAAUUUAAAAAAUUGCUACAUAAAUAAGCGUAAAAAUUUAAAGCCAGUAAAUUAAUCAAAAUUUUGAAAUUAAGAGUAACAAACCUUCUGGAUGGAAAGCACAAAGGUGUUUCAUGUUGUGAAAAGAGCAUAGAGCAUUUUAUAGCUUAUUAUUGAUGGACGGCUUUCGUACUUUAUAAAUGAAAUAAUUAAUUUUGUUUAUGCAAACUAUUUGUUCUUUUGAAAGCUAAUUAAUUCUUCAACAAAUUAUUAUAUGACUUUUUUCGAAAAGGCUCUGCCAUCUGCUUCUUGGCUCUUAUCUCUUAAAACGAUAGAUGAUUAAAAUGCGGUUUGCCAUUGCAGCAGGCACUCAACGAGACGGAAUCAUAUUCAGGAGUUAUUAAUUGAAAAUCACUGAGAUUGUUCGAUUUUAAAUGGACAUAUGUAUGUAUUUCUGAUUAAAUAUUUUAUUUUCAAAAAACAAAAAUUGAGACAUUACGAUUAAAAAAUGUAUUUUAAUAUAUGUAUAAAAAAUUAAUUUUAAUUUAUAAAAAAAAAAUAAUUUUAAUUUAUAAAAAAAAUUUUUUAUACAUUAAACAAAUUAAUUUUAAUUGUAAAUUAUUGAAAUUAUUUUUUUAUUAAAUUAACAUUAAUUUUUUAUUCAGACGUUGGAAAAAAAAUUUAGUUUUAAAACGAUUUACUUUUUUAAUUCGGAAUGUAAGUGAUGUCCAUACUUCAGAUUAAAUGUGUCUUAUUUAAUUUUCAAUACGUAUUUGGCAUUAAAAUUCCAUUUCGAAUUUUUAAUUUUUUUAUUUAAAUGUUAAUUCAAUUACUUUUGUUAACACAUUAUUUGCAACCCUGCAAAUUUAGUGUAGAGUGGUUUUUUCAUAUGUUAUGGAUUUAAAUUUUUUGGUUCGAUCAUUGCCUGACAAAUAUGUAUAUCUAUCUUAACAGCCGAUCGGUUUAGCCGAUUUGGAAACAUUUUUCCACCUUCUCUAAUAUCGUUUCGAGAAAAACCGAUUUUAGAACAUUUUAGAAAUUUUCGGAUUCUCUUGAUUCCGUAGGCUAUUUCUAUACUUUGUCUUCUUUAUUGACGUAGGCACCGCCCACGGGGUUAUCGAAAUCGAAAUCUUUUUCUGGAAUUUUUUUCUCGGAAAGUAUAAUUGGUAAAACGAUGAUUUUUUUUGGUCAUCCAAGCAAAGGGGGCAGGGAAGGGAGCUACGGAAUAAUGACGGCAGAUCUUAAUUGAACAAAAUAAAAAACGAUUUUUAGUUCUUUUAUUUCUAACAAUUUUUUAAAUUAACAAUUUUUACUACUUUUGGCAAAUUCUAGUUCCACCGGCAAAAUCCUGAUGAACAUGUCUAAACAAUAUCAAUGCGAUAUCUCAAUUUUUGACCUUGUAUGACUUCCAACAACACGAAAAACGUGGUUUUGGAAAAAAAAUUAAUCAGUUUUUUGAACUUUACAAGCGAAUAUAACCCUUUACAUUUACAUAAUUAACUAAUUUACAAUUAACUACAAUUAUAUUAAUUUCAAGCAAUGUAUCAGUUGCCAUAAAUGAAGAAUAAACAAACUCUCAUGAACGC